This is a messenger RNA of Phaeodactylum tricornutum CCAP 1055/1, 2423 nucleotides long. RefSeq lists its product with no specific name. The transcript is spliced from 3 exons. The record is from RefSeq and is a predicted model, not a curated record. Bases 25 to 2301 code for a protein of 758 amino acids. NCBI's taxonomy places the organism in Eukaryota, Bacillariophyta, Bacillariophyceae, Surirellales, Neidiaceae.
CUACCAUUCAAACUCUGGAGCAAAAUGAAUUUUACACAAUUCUCUUCCGUACAAUUCUCAAGAAUGGUGAACAUGCGGCGCCUCAUCGGCCUUUCGCUACUCUUCUUUUUGUCAGCGGCAGCUUGGCUGCCGCCAUCGACUGUUAUUUCCCGGAAAGCACGAUGUGCAGCCAGAGUUAGCUCGGUUGAAUAUGUCAGAUUUACAAAUGCAAUACGGAAAAGUCGGUCCUCGCCUAGUCGCCCAAGCACCGAGAUGUUCAUGGGCAUACGCGACUUGCUUCGCAAGCGCGCCAAGGACGAUGAUUAUGAUCAGCCAAAAGGCGGCAGCCCGUCCAUACAAAAGCAAUCACCUAGCCCUUCUGCAGCUCAACUCGUACCCGAACACGCUUCGAAAACCGAGACGGAGACGGCGAUGCCCAUAGUCGACAAGAGUGAAUCAAGGAAACAAGUUUUACACGAGCGCGCUCCAGUUCGUAUGGGAGAAGACCCCGGUACGAAGACUGUCAACGUCCAAUCUUUGGACUCUCACGAGUCGGUCCAGGAUAGAAUCAACCGCGUUAAGGCAGGCAAGAUGACAGAGGGCGAGAAGGAAGCAUUUCUGGAUUCCGUUCUCACAGCGGGAAAUACGCCUGAAUCUCGCAAGCCACUUAUUCGUAGUUCUCGAGGAAAGUCGGAAGGCAAGCUGUCGAAGAAGGAAUCGAAAGCGUCACCAUUCCCCUCGGAUUCUAUACUUCGCAACCUGGCACGUGGGCUGAACGCUGAUUCCGUACAGAAAUCUGAUUUUAUGGAAAAAACAACGUUGGAAAAUCAGCGCAAAAAGAAGGAAUAUCUAGAAAUGGUGACGGACCCUGAUCGCUUCAAUCGCCUCUCUACUACAAACAGCUUGCAACGGUCUCCAGGUCUUUAUCCACAGUCAGGCAGCUCCGCCGCUGAAUCAAAGACACCCGUUUCGUCUCUUGGGGGUUUACAGUCUUCUAAGAACAAGUACCUUCCAAACCCGACUGGGCCUCCUCAGGAGCCGGUAUCGCCUCCAGAUGAUUUGCCUUUGCCGGGGGAUCUCGGGGCUCGACUAGGAUCUGCCGCCAUGGAACACGAACGCCUCCGACAGCAAGCCGAAGAAGAACGACGUGAGCGGGAGUGGCAACAGAAAGAAGAGCUCCGACUUGAGCAGGAAAGGAGAGCGGCAGAAAUUGCAAAAAGGCGUGAAGAAGAGUUGGAUCGACGCGAAGCAGAAAUCAGAGAGCGACGCCGUCGCGACCAAGAUAACCUGUCUAGAGAAGAGAAUGAGCGGAAAGAGGCACAGCAACGACGUAUGCGAGACAUGAUGAAAGCACAAGAAGAGUACUGGAUCAAAAAAUUGUCAAGGGAGAAGGAGUCAAAGGCCAAAACAGAAAUCAAGAAAGAAGUCGACACAGAUGAACAGGAAAAAGACGACACGGCACAAACGACUUCCACAUCACCUACCGCCCGCGUUCAAGUCCCGGAAUCGUCCACGAGAUUUAAUCCUGACGAAAGGUCACUGUUGAGCGAUCACGAUUUUCUAAUUCUAUCCCUUUGGCUUGAGGUGCAGGCGUUGAAUGAUCACUUGGCUGACUGGGAUAAGAAUCAAGAUGUCAUUGAAAAAUCAGCUAAACGAGCGCUAGGCGUAUCGCCUUCUAGCGAACGCGACUUUAUGGCGGAGCAAGCCCGCAAGAAGUCCGAAAUCGAAAGGGCGAGACAAGUACAGCUGGAAAAGCUCAAAGCUCUAAACUCGCCGCUUCCGACCCCUCGAAACUCCAGCUAUGCGCCUCGGGCAGCUCCUGUAUUUAAUCCACAGCGACCUGUCUCGGCUUCUUCACCUUCUUCUCGACAUAAGCUUGGGAAUCUUGUCCGAGGAAGAGAAGGAGGAAGUGAUCAAAACUCUGGGAGCCCCUCUGGAAGUCCAUUGAAUAGUGACGAUGUCAAUCGAAGAAAAACUAUCUCUAAACUAAAUGGAGCGACACUAGGCUCGGGGGAUUCUUCGUGGGAUCGAGACCAACCGCAGAGUGGGGGGUCUCUUGAGCAACCUCAAAGCAGCGCGUACCAAGCAGAGGGCAAGGAAACUCGUCCGCCGUCUUCGGGGGAGUCUCAAAACAGAGGACCAAUUCGAAUGGAGCUACCUUUGUUGGAUGUUGAGUACGACCAGGACGAAGAUGGACUGGACGUCCGUUCAAACAAGGCCAUGAGUAUUGCCGACGCUAUGAAGAGAUCAAAUAAAGGUGGAAGCGCUGAUCAAUCGGAGAGAAGUAAAAAGUGGGGAAUCGACAUGAAUCGCUUUAAUUGAUUGUUUUUACGCUCGCUUCGCCGCAAUAACGAGGAUAGUUCUUUCACUUUAUCAUCACAAAGACGCCAUUUACUAUGCUCGCAGAAGAUGGGGUCUAAUUUAAAAUUCACUGUUUUCAAUGU